AUGGCCCAGAGCAAGAACCAAUCGGCGAUCGAGUUGACGUGGCACAAGCCACGUCUAUCAAAUACAACCAGCCAAUGGUAUCGCGUUAAAUGUGGCUCAUGUGGAAAGGAGGCUUCCUAUUGGCCGUCUAAAAAUAACAUCACCCAAAACAGGAUCAUUAUCAGUAAUCUGAAAGCAAGCAAGUCGUACAAUAUACGCUUGUACGCUGAAAAUAUACAUUAUGACGGGUUCAACGUCCCAAGCAAACUGACAAACGUUCAUAUAACCAACAUUGGACUCCAUCACAUCACCGUCUGCUGGCCGAAUAAUGAUAGCAAUAAUAAUAAUAAUAAUAAUAAAAACAAUAACAAUAAUAACAACAACAAUAAUAAUAAUAAUAAUAACGAUAAUUAUGAGGUUGUUGGGAUUGAGAUAACGCAGUUUGACGUGGCGAUUUUCAAAGAGGGGAUCGUUAACAUGAAUAUUAUUAUUAAUAAUAAUAACAAUAAUAAUAAUAAUAAAAAAAAUUAUAAUAAUGAUAAUAAUGAUAAUAAUGAUAAUAAUAAUAAUGGUAAUAAUAACUACAUUGAUAACAAUAGCAACAUCGAUAAUGACGUCAUCAAUGUAGACAACAUCAACAACAACAACAACAACAACAUCAACAACAUCAACAACAUCAACGUCAACAACAACAUCAACAACAACAACAACAUCAACAACAACAUCAACAACAUCAACGUCAACAACAACAACAUUAACAACAACAUUAACAACAUCAACAACAACGACGACAACGACAAUAAGUUUCCGACUAGAUUUUCAAAUCAUUUCCCGCUAAAUUUCUCCAACAGCUCCCUCACCACCGUGACCACGCACUCCAACAACAUCACCUUCGAGGGCCUAGAGCCUGGCACCAAAAACCGGAAACAGUUCGGCCGGAAACUGCCUAAAGAUGAAAAUGAUCAGAAGAACACAUUCAGAAUGGGAAGCAUAACGAGGAAUGGAGAUUUAGUUGGAGUCUACCCGGUUUACUCGCAGUCCAGUAGUGUGCGGACCUACGUGGACCCCUUCACGUAUGAAGACCCUAACUUGGCGAUAAGGGAAUUUACCAAAGAAAUAAAUACAGAGUACAUCAUCAUCGAGUCUGUGAUUGGUGGCGGUGAGUUUGGCGAUGUUUGCAAGGGCCGGCUAUCCAUCCCAAACAAGCCCCAACUUGAUGUGGCCAUAAAAACGCUUAAAAGUGGAUUUAGCGACAAACACAAGAUGGACUUUUUGACGGAGGCCAGCAUCAUGGGCCAGUUCGACCACCCAAACGUCAUUUUCCUGGAGGGUGUUGUCACCAAGAGCCAGCCCAUCAUGAUCGUGACUGAGUUUAUGCUGAAUGGGUCACUGGAUAGGUUUUUGAAGCUGAACGACGGUCAGUUUACGAUGCUGCAAUUGGUCGGGAUGAUGAGGGGCGUGGCCUCUGGAAUGAAGUACCUCAGCGAAAUGGGUUACGUACAUAGGGAUCUAGCGGCCAGAAACAUCCUAGUAAGCGAAACCUUGAUAUGCAAGGGGGGGAAAAUCCCUAUACGAUGGACAGCCCCUGAGGCCAUAGCCUACAGAAAAUUCACGUCGGCGUCCGACGUCUGGUCGUAUGGGGUGGUCGUCUGGGAGAUCGUGACGUAUGGGGAAAGGCCCUACUGGGAUUGGUCGAAUAGACGGGUGAUAGAGGCCAUAGAGAGGGAGGAUUUUAAUCUGCCCGCCCCCUUGGACUGCCCGGAAACGAUCCACCAACUGAUGUUGAACUGCUGGUUGAGAGAUCGAUUCAGUCGCCCCAAGUUCAACGACAUCGUCAAAACCCUCGAUCAGCUGAUCAGAUCGCCCGAUCAGCUGUUACAUCUCGCUCAGUCAAGUUCAAGAUCAACUAUGAUGAUGAUGACGUCAUCGUCACUCACGUGCCACAACCAUCACCAUUGCCAGCAGCAGCAGCAACAACUGCUACUGCUGCAACCGGAAAUGGAUGAACCGGAACCGGAAACGAUGGAGGAAUUUUUGAGGCGCAUAAAAAUGGAGCGAUAUUUAGAGACGUUCAAAUUUUACGGCAUAGACAACAUAGAGAAAGUGGCUAUGUUGAGUUUGAAAGAUCUUUUAUCUAUGGACAUUACAUUGAUCGGUCACCAAAAGAAGAUACUAAAUAAUGCUCAGAUGUUAAGAAAUGUUGUUAUAGUUGAUUGA
This is a messenger RNA of Helobdella robusta, 2196 nucleotides long. RefSeq lists its product as hypothetical. Gene Ontology annotation, biological process: axon guidance; protein phosphorylation. The record is from RefSeq and is a predicted model, not a curated record. Bases 1 to 2196 code for a protein of 731 amino acids. The transcript has 11 exons. Lineage: Eukaryota; Metazoa; Annelida; Clitellata; Rhynchobdellida; Glossiphoniidae. Gene Ontology annotation, cellular component: neuron projection. Gene Ontology annotation, molecular function: ATP binding; protein binding; transmembrane-ephrin receptor activity.